CUUUUUUAUUUACCGUUUUCGUAAUGUGGACUAUAUACUGAGAAUUGCCGCCCAGAUUACCUUCAUGUUUUUAAAAUACCCCCUGAGUUUCCAAGCCCCAUCUGUAAUAUGCCUGGCCGUUUGGGUGUUAUUGAUUCCACAAUAUUUUUGCGCAACGACAACCUGUCCUCCUCCAGAUUUCCCAGAAGGGGGCAGCUACACGCCCAUACAAUCAGAAUAUGAAGUGGGAUCGAGAAUUUCUAUUUCCUGUAAGGACAAAUUUACAAGGUUUGGCACAGACAGAAUGACAUGUCAGACAACCGGAAGAUGGUCAGGAGAAACACCUUUCUGUGACAGUCCUACCAAAAUAAAAAAUCCUAUAGCAUCUUCUAGAGUACAUCAGAGAGAGUCCGUUGUAAUCGAUGGGAGUCCGAACACGUGCUUUCAAACCCUGAAUGGCACGGCAGAAAACCUGAAAGUUUUUCUGGCUCGACCAGCCACUGUCUAUGCCGUCAUGAUGUACUUGCCAAAAGGUUAUCAUAAUUUCAAGAUUUUGCUUUCUGAACAUAGAAAUACACCUCUAUCAAACGCGGCACUCUGCCAUAUAAAUGAAGAAUACUUUGCGGAGAGCUACUGGGUCCGUUACUUCUGUAAUGACAACAAUGUAAAAGCUGAGCUUGUAACUGUGCAAGUUAAUUCCGGCAGACCCAGCUCCCUCUCACUCUGCGAGAUUGAUGUUUAUACAAAAGACGAUGAAUGGUGUCGCGAUCCCCCAGAGAACUUAGUUCUCAAUGGACAGCUGGAAAUAAAUCGGAACAAAGCAAUGCUCACUUGCAACGAAGGCUUCAAAGAGAAGGACAACAGGCGAGUUUAUGCAACUUGUGAAGGUAACAAGUGGUCAUAUCUGCGACUACAGUGCAUGGAAAUUCUUUGCGAUUCUGCUGUUACCAACAUAAGUAAUUCAGAGGGACAGUGGGAUAUCAAUGGCAAAACCAGCAAGAUAUCAGUUGGAACGACAAUGUCACUGAAAUGCAAAGAAGGGUACAAACCUGAAGGAAAGCCACUGACAGUGACAUGUCUCAAAAAUGGAAACUGGACAAAAACAUCGGCGAUAUGUAAAAAAGGCAAACCUCAAAAGGAUUAUAAAAUUCUAGCUAUUGCUGUUGGAGCUGUGGUAGCCUUAAUAAUCCUCAUCCUGCUGGGUUUGACAAUAUUCUUGAUUCAAAGGAAAAAAUCUAGAGAAGUAGUGGUCAUAUAUAAACCUGGCGAAAAUAAUAGCUACUCUGCGCCUCCUUCCGUUGGCGGUCACAGCAACACAGGUCUAUCCGAAGCAGAAUAUUCUACUGUAUACUAUGAAGCAAUACAAAACAACCAAUUUGAUCCCAGAGCGCCUCCUCCAAAACCGCCAAAUUUGGCUCCAAAACUAGACAGAGGUUAUUCGAAACCCGUUGACGAUCGAUCGCCAUAUACUAAUACCCCUAAUCAAUAUCCUACAGAUUUGGCAUUUGGGACACUCACCAAAUCAUCUUCACUUUAUAAUUCUAUGAAUUGAAUUUACAGACAUUUUACAAGAAUUUACACAGUGGAUAAAAAAGAAGCGAAACACAAGUUUCAAAUAGAAGAAAAAUUAUUGCAAUUUCUAAUUUUUACCAAAUUAUGUCAACAAGCGCUUUUUCCAGAUAUAUAGUAAAGGAUUUUUUUCCUUGUAAUCAAUUGAA
This is a messenger RNA of Argiope bruennichi, 1697 nucleotides long. RefSeq names its product sushi, von Willebrand factor type A, EGF and pentraxin domain-containing protein 1-like. Gene Ontology annotation, cellular component: extracellular region. Bases 65 to 1531 code for a protein of 488 amino acids. The transcript has 10 exons. Gene Ontology annotation, biological process: complement activation. The record is from RefSeq and is a predicted model, not a curated record. Gene Ontology annotation, molecular function: serine-type endopeptidase activity. NCBI's taxonomy places the organism in Eukaryota, Metazoa, Arthropoda, Arachnida, Araneae, Araneidae.